Molecule: messenger RNA, 1224 nt
Organism: Symbiodinium sp. CCMP2456
Lineage: Eukaryota; Dinophyceae; Suessiales; Symbiodiniaceae
Source: the annotation of a GenBank genome assembly
AUGGCUGUUCGCUUUGCAAAGCUUACGAAAGCUUGGCAGAACCUGAAGCUUAGCAAGGGCCGGCAAAACAAGGGAAUGCCUUGGCUUCGCUGGGAGGAGGAAGAUGAGAGGGAAGGUGAGCCGAGUGCACAGGUAGAGACCUUCUAUGAGAACAUGUUAUGGGAUGUGACUCCCACCCGCAUCUACAAUGACAGCUGGGGCCUUCGGAAGUUGUAUUCCUAUGCCCUGAGACGUGGCGAGGCAGUCCAGAAGCUGUUCAAGCUCAUCCGGCAUCUUCGAAGCAGCCUGCCACCGCCUGCCCGAAAGUUGAAAGGUUGUGUCAAGCAGAUCCAUGAGAGAAAGAAAGCAGAGGAGGGAGAGCGAGCAGAUGAGGAGCAGGAAGAGGAGGAGGAGGUCAAAGGCGAGGAAGGAGAGGAGGAAGAAGAGCUGGAGGAUGAUGAUUGCAUAGAAGUGGAGGUGAAGCCUCCCCAGCUUAAGAGACUGAGGCCCAUCGAGACGCCAGUCAGGCGACUUCCAGGGAAGACCAAAGCCUCUGACGAGGAAGUCCUUUUCGUGGGCUCUUCGAAGUCUAAGGACAAAGUGGAGCUUGAUAAAGUUCUUGCUCAGAUUGCCGAGCUGCAGCUCACGCCCGUCUGGGAAACGGAAGAGUCCAUCGACAUCCCCAUCGGCUUGGCCAAGAAGAGCCGGUCUACGCCCAGCACCUGCGACCCCGACCAGGAAAACGACACGGCUGGCUCGAAGGAUGCUGGUCUUGUUGUGGAUCCCCAGAUGCAGAGGUCGAUGAGAAGUGAGAAGAAGGCUGCUAUUGCGGCGGCCAAGGCAAGGGGUAAGGGGGCUACAGCAAAGAAGAAGGGCAAAGGCAGGGGCAAGGGCAAAGGAAACGAGAGAUCAUCCAAAACUGUGAUUAAGCAUCACAUCAAGGAGAAGGCCGAGCCAACAACAACAACAAAAAAAAAAACGGGCAAAGGCAAGACUCCUGCUGCUGAGCCAACGAAGAACAAAAAGCCGGAGGCCAAGGCCAAGGCAAGUGCCAAGGCAAGUGCCAAGGCAAGUGCCAAGGCAAGUGCCAAGGCAAGUGCCAAUAAGAAGGGUGCAGGUCCAGCUGCAGGUGGCGAUGGUGACAAGGUUUUCGGCUGUUCCAAAUGCCGAUGGCUAAAGGGGGGCUGCUCGAGGUGCCGAGAUCCCAGCUACAAGCCUGGCAAGAGUAGGCCUGCAACUGUUUGA